Messenger RNA from Fragaria vesca subsp. vesca, 939 nucleotides. RefSeq lists its product as uncharacterized. The record is from RefSeq and is a predicted model, not a curated record. The coding region runs from base 124 to 519 and encodes 131 amino acids. Lineage: Eukaryota; Viridiplantae; Streptophyta; Magnoliopsida; Rosales; Rosaceae. The transcript has 3 exons.
CUCAAAACACACGAUGUUGGGCCGAGAGUCCAAGCCCCCGCAAUAAAUUCGAAUACUGUGUCGUUUCAUGAUCCGACUCAACCACCCAUCUCGAUCUUUCCAAGGCUGACGUAAUAAAUAAUAAUGUUUUUUUUUUUUGGUAGAGAAGGUAAUAAUGUCCUCCUCAGCUAUAAAUACACCGGAUUAUAUAAGCCCUCCUGUUCUUGCCCAAAGCCACACAGCUGGUUGCAGAAAUUAGGGUUUUCAGGUCCUCUUCUUCUUCGUUCUUCAAUUGCCAGAGCCAUGGGAGGAGGCAACGGUCAGAAGGCCAAGAUGGCACGUGAGAAGGCCCAGGAGAAGGCCAAAAACGCUGGAAAGGGAAGCCAGCUUGAAACUAACAAGAAAGCCAUGUCAAUCCAGUGCAAGGUGUGUAUGCAAACAUUUAUGUGUACCACCUCGGAGGUGAAGUGCAGGGAACAUGCUGAAGCAAAGCAUCCCAAGUCAGAUGUGUACGCCUGUUUCCCCCAUCUCAAGCCGUGAAGAAACAAACAUCUGGAGAAGAAAGUUGGUGCUUGCUGGAACAGAAUGUUAUCAAUGUUAUUCCGCUAUGUAUAUUUUCUAGAAUGAUUCUCCUGAGAGUUUUUCUAGAUCAAUAGCUAUUUAAGGAAAGUGUUCAUGUGUUGUGGGAGUGUUUGGGGGAGGUAUCCCCUCGUUUAACUAAGCUUGGUCUUAAUGAUCAUGACAAUUGGUAUUAAUCUUCAAAAAGCCAGUGUUUACAUGAAUCCAUUGUUUGGUUUCUCUGUUUUUCCAUUGUUUGGUUUCUCUGUUUGGUUACACACCAUCUCAGAAAGUUGCAUCGUACACAGACUACCUACGUCGUUAGGAGUGUCAGCCAUGUGUGGUGGUACAAAAUUCUAUUCAUGUUUUGAAACUAUGGUGAAUUUAUUUAGUACACAAAUC